UACAUUAGAAAUAUAUUUGGAAAAUUAUUGAAGGUGGCAAGCGGAAAAUUUUCGGCCCCCUCCAACGUCGUUUUGAGAUGUAUCCUGCUCUGCUGGUACCGCUAGGAUUUCAGAAAAGGAUUUAUGGACUUUCCUCAACACCUGUCUCUGCACUUCCACCCACACCCCAUCUUGGAGAACCAAACCCGGAUAUCAUCCUCCGCCUCAGUGAUAAUCCUCCUGAUGUGUUGGAAGAGACCGAAGAGACUGAAUCCGUCAAACUACUCUGCCAUAUACUGUCAGAAAACCUUCCCUGCCAAGAGAGGUGGAGGAGUCUUCUUGCUCACGUCCAUCAAGAACCAAAUGCUUACCUCUCUGUUUCGCAUUCUCAGUUUCCAAACUGGAACUUCCCCCUAUGGCUCCUUACAUUUCUCGAUUCCGCAUCUCGGUAUUCAUGCGACUCAAGUGUUGAGGACUGGAGAAAAAGCCUGAGUUGGCUAGAGUCGCUGCAGGAGGCAUGCAUGGUGGACGCCCAUCUUAGGGAGUUGCGCAGCCAAGCCCUACUCCAUCUCCAGGUGUUUCCAUACAACGAGACUAUGAGGGACAUCUAUGAGGAAAAAAGCACCUCCGACCUUCAAUUUCUAGUUGGGGACCGGUGGAUCAAUAACUUCAUUAUUGAUGCAGCUUGUCACCUUGUCAACAGAAUCACGGCACAACAUGGUUCUAGGACAUUUGCGUUACCAAUUACCCGCUGCACUGCCAUCAUAGAUGCCUUUUCCGAUGUCCCAUCUCAUAAGGGGGCUGUGGAGGUCCUAAAGCUGGAAACGGAUCUUGAGCGCGAGGCCCGUGAUGGGCGAGUCCACGCACUUUUCAUGCCACUUCAUAUCAAUGGGAAUCACUUCGUCGUGAUGAAAGUGGGCUUCGAAGAGAGAUUGCUUACAUAUAGUGACUCGAAAUCUCCUUCCCUCCCACAUUGCCCAAAACAGACUCUAGUCGCAAUCAAAGGCUGGCUAUCCUCAGUGUCCGCGAUGUCUGGUUGGAAUUACCAUGCCAAAGAAAUUUCUCUGCCAUACCAGGAUGACAGUACAUCGUGUGGAAUAAUAGUUAUUUCAACUAUUGCUGCCAGAAUACUCGGGCAUGAGGAUUGGUCAAAUAAAACCCGAUUUCACCACCGUCUUGCUUGGUUUUUAUGGAUUACUCAUCCCAAUGAAGAACCAGAGUUGGUGAGAAUGCUUUUUGACGCAAAACUUCGAGAAGUUGAAAUGUUGUACCUGAAGGCCAGGAGAAAAAACCGGGCCAUCCACACAGUAAUAGCAGCCUCAGGAAGAGAAGUGCCAAUCAACAAAGCUUGGCCAUGCUGCCCUCACGCUGCCCGGCUCAAAAUGAACAUCGGAACAAUUGAGCGUGCAAUUAAGAAGUUUCAGGAGGGCUUGCAAGAGGGUGUGCUGAAUCAGGGUGAACACUAA
Cantharellus anzutake is the source of this 1445-nucleotide messenger RNA. RefSeq lists its product as uncharacterized. NCBI's taxonomy places the organism in Eukaryota, Fungi, Basidiomycota, Agaricomycetes, Cantharellales, Hydnaceae. The record is from RefSeq and is a predicted model, not a curated record. The transcript is spliced from 3 exons. The coding region runs from base 78 to 1445 and encodes 455 amino acids.